Molecule: messenger RNA, 414 nt
Organism: Penicillium lagena
Lineage: Eukaryota; Fungi; Ascomycota; Eurotiomycetes; Eurotiales; Aspergillaceae
Exons: 1
Coding region: 1-414 (137 amino acids)
Source: RefSeq, a predicted model, not a curated record
AUGGGCCAGAGGCACAACAGACGUCGCACUCGUCCUCGCUCUCGCAAUAGAAACCAGCUGCCGCACGAUCAAGACACAACCACUCCGACGCCCGUCUGCCCGGGUCCUGGUUCUCCAUUGGCGGUUCCAUUAUCAUCCAUCUGGAGCCCCCAGUCCACCGACGCAGAGCCGACCCCUAUACCCGUCUCUGCCGUAUGCUCAUGCCCUUCACGCGGACCUGCGGGCCUAGGAACCCCCGCCCCGACCUGGCACUAUGGGUAUACGACUUGGCAGACCCGUGAAGGCGUGCGCGACACGAGCAGCACGGUAGAGGCGGCGCAGUGUCGUGUGUUCGGUGGAGAGCCGGGCGACGAUGUGGCUUUAUGCGAGCGCAUGCUGGAGUAUUUUGGUGGACUCGACUAUAUCAAUUCGUGA